Molecule: messenger RNA, 3045 nt
Organism: Cladocopium goreaui
Lineage: Eukaryota; Dinophyceae; Suessiales; Symbiodiniaceae
Source: the annotation of a GenBank genome assembly
AUGGCCAUGAAGCGCAAGUCGGGGCAGGGCGGUAAGGCCGCAAAGGCCGCAAAGACCACGAAAGCUGCACCCAAUGGUGCCGAGUUUGAGCACGUCAAGAAAGAUCAGAAGAUGAAGUUUGCAUCCUGGAUUCAUUCCACUUUUCCACCUGAUGAUAGGCUGCUGUAUUCAAAGGAGUUGACGGCGGGUCCGCAGCUGCUGAGACCUUUCCACCUUUCAUGGAGGGCCGACUUUGGUUUGAGCGCCAUCAUUGAACCUGACAAUUUGGUGGAGAUAGUCGAGUUGAUCCUCCUGAACGGGUUUCGGACGGAUGGAGGCACGUUGCAAGGAGUGGAGAAGUUGUCCGUGACCAAGCCAGAUUCUGCCUUUUUGGAGUCGAAGUACAAGCCAUUGCCACCGCUGCCAGAAGCAAGUGACACACUGCCGCCAUUCAGUGUCGCCUAUGUCAAAGGCUGGCGCAGAAGCGUGAGCUGCUUGAUUAUAUGCGAAGCUAUCAAAGAGUUGGGGAUAGACAUGGCAGACCUCAGCACCGACUACAAGGCCAUGGGUGCAUCAAUGAAAUCAGUGUAUGCCAUUGUUGCCCCGUACGACCAUGUCCAGCAACAGGUGUUGGCUACCCGAGGAAUCUCAUGCGCUGCUGGGGUGAGACGGCCGCCGAACUGCUUCAACAUGAUUCGGCAGAUCGAGGUUUUGGACAGGGCAGGUGUGACCGAGGAAGCCGACAAGGUGUUGGCUAGCGCUGCAAAUGUUGCACGGGUCUACAAAGUUGGACCACGGGAGGCCAAUGCAAUUGUGCAGUUGAGCCAAAAGGUGACUGAACCCAUUCAGGCGCUCUUGAAGGAUGCUGUCCGCAAACGAGGGAUGAGAUCGUUUCUGACUCACGAAGCUAUUGGCAAAGAGAUCUUUAGCUUGGCCUGGUCCUCGGGUUCUGGCCAAUAUGACGCUUGGAACGAUGCUCUCACCAACAAAGACGACAAUGAAUUGGUAUCCCUUCUGAUUCGCCGGAUGUGCAGUGACUGGGACAAGCAGGGGACAUCUCGGAAAGCAUGGUCUUCCAAGGAGUUGGUUCCUCUACAUGUGUCAUGUGGAGGUUUCUUGGCUUUCAUGCGGUCCUUGAAGGACAAGAUUGCUCCGGGUGAGUAUUCCAAACAUGAGCAAUCAUUGAAAGACCAGUUCAUGGUUGGUGCUUUGGAUCCGGAGAUCGUCCAUGUGCUCCAAACGACAGUCCCACCAGCAAGCCUGGAGGCAGUUAGCUUCCUAAGGGCCAUCUCCGAAGACAUCGCGCAGAAACACAGAGCCGAACUUGAGGAGAAGGACAGAGAGCUAGCGUUGAAGGUGGCUGACGCAACCCUGAACCAGGUGAAGGCGAAACUGCUUGCAGACAUCGAGAUCUUGAAAGCAGUGGUCCCUACAGCUGAGACUGAAGCAAAGGAGGCAGGUUUGGAUCUGAAGAAAGGGCAAGCUCACACAAAGGCAUGGAUGGAGGAACACUGCAAAUUUGUUGUUGCCAAUGAUGGGGACAACAUGGUCUCAAGUGUGAAGGACAUUGCCCAGCACAUCUCGAAGUUACAAGAAGGCCCUGAAGGUUCACCCUGCCAGGUGUACACGCUUGUGUUGGUUGAUGUGACGGUUUUCCCAGCGAACGCAAAGUUGGUGAAUGGCGCUUUGGACUCUUUGGGCCUGCUUCUGAACAUGAGUGCCCAAAACGUGGGCCAUAUUCAGCUCCCAGUCUGCCACACCAACACCAGUGCCCCGAUUGUGUACAAACACAGGAGGCUUGUUGAGGACAACUUGAUGAACACUCAAAAGAUCGACAUCUCACAGACAGUUGCUCUCCACUUCAGCAAGCCAGAUGAGCCGCAUGGGGCUGACAAGCGUGGGGGUGUUCAAACAUGCUUGCAUGCUGAAUUUGCCCGCUCCGUUGUUGCCAAGAAGCUGGGGGCAACGUCAGCGAACUGGCCAGUCUUUUACUUCGGUUUGCUCAGGGACAGCCAGAAGGAUGUGAUUGACUUUGUGGAAGAAACGGUUUACACGCACUGGGAUGGUCAGCCCAAUGCUCCACCAAAGACUCGGGUCCGGGAGGUUGCCCAGGCUCCGGAUUUGAAGUUGAUUCUGUGGCAGAACCACCGCCCGGUUUUUCCGAUUUCCUUGUUGUCCAAGUUUUCUUCCGAUUCAGAUCACCAUGCUGAGAUCAAGAAGCUGAAGAAUCUGGUGGAGGGGAUGUGGCCUGCUUCAUCUUUGCCUGGAGAUUCAUCAACAGCAGGGGCACCUCUGAGGGCAGUCGAAUCGCCUGACCUUUCAGGAGUUGAAGUUCUGGAUGUUUCCCGGGAAGUGUCUUUGAGCAUGAUCCCCAUGAGUGACUUUUCGGAGGAGAGGUUGGCGGUAUGUCCGGGAAAGGGCGGCAAACCGAGUGUGCUGAUCACAAAGACUUUCGAAAUCUACUUGGGGAACCCCACUGAUGAUGAGAUGCUUGUUCAAAGCUGCGACAUUAUCGGGUUCUACACUGGGACGUUUGAGAUCAAAAUCAUCAAGAGCGCAGGACCUUUGGAGAAACACACCAUUCCAUGGCGUCUCGACAAUGACAUGACGCUGGUGGCGUAUGAGAAAAAGGUCAUGCCAUUGUGUGUCUUCAUGUGCAACCAAGCUCGCGAGCGUGGAAUUGGAGACUCUACGGUGGGAGACCACGAGAUCAGUCCCAUGACCCGCGCUGCAGGAGAGGGUGAUUCUGAUGGCCAAGCCGUCCUCCCGUAUCGCUACGAGGUGAAGCCGCUCGAGUCUUUCAAAACCAAUUGCUACAAGUCCAAUCCCCUGGGUGCGAACACAGAUAGCGAGUCUCACAAGCCUUGGACUAUUGGGGCAACUAUGUUGGGCAACUUCGACAAGCUCCCUCGUCAGGAGAACAACAAAACCGCAUCCUUGGUGUGGGAGGCCAGGGGUGUCUUUGCAGACAGGAGCCUCCACACCACGGCUCUUAGCCGUAAAACCGAAGGUGUACCUCACGUGCAGCUGCCGGCUGCCUGCGAAGACUUGGGCGCGCAUCACUAA